GGUAGAUGGAGUAGAUCCAAUCAAUCUGUGAGGUGAAAGAAGACAGAUCACUUCAGUCGCCACAAUUAGCCAUGGAUAAGGCAUACAUUGCCAUCCUCUCCUGCGCCUUCCUCUUCCUGGUCCACUACGUUCUCGGCAAGGUCAGCGAUGGCAGGCGCGGCAACAAGGGCGCCGUGCAGCUGCCGCCGAGCCCCCCGGCCGUCCCGUUCCUCGGCCACCUCCACCUCUUGGAGAAGCCCAUCCACGCCACGAUGUGCCGCCUCGCCGCGCGCCUCGGCCCGGUCUUCUCCCUGCGCCUCGGAUCCCGCCGCGCCGUCGUCGUGUCCUCGUCCGAGUGCGCCAGGGAGUGCUUCACGGAGCACGACGUGACCUUCGCCAACCGGCCCAAGUUCCCGUCUCAGCUCCUCGUGUCCUUCAACGGCACGGGGCUCAUCGCGUCCAGCUAUGGCUCGCACUGGCGCAACCUCCGGCGCGUCGCCACCGUGCAGCUGCUCUCCGCGCACCGCGUCGCCUGCAUGUCCGGCGUCAUCGCCGCCGAGAUCCGCGCCAUGGCGCGCCGGCUGUUCCAUGCCGCCGAGGCGUCCCCCGACGGCGCCGCGCGGGUCCAGCUGAAGCGGAGGCUGUUCGAGCUCUCCCUCAGCGUGCUCAUGGAGACAAUCGCGCAGACCAAGGCGACCCGCUCGGAGGCCGACGCCGACACGGACAUGUCCGUGGAGGCGCAGGAGUUCAAGGAGGUGGUGGACAAGCUCAUCCCGCACCUCGGCGCCGCCAACAUGUGGGACUACCUGCCCGUCAUGCGGUGGUUCGACGUUUUCGGCGUGAGGAACAAGAUCCUGCACGCUGUGAGCCGGAGGGACGCGUUCCUGCGGCGGCUGAUCGAUGCCGAACGCCGGAGGCUGGCCGACGGUGGCAGCGAUGGCGAUAAGAAGAGCAUGAUCGCCGUGCUGCUCACUCUGCAGAAGACGGAGCCAAAGGUCUACACCGAUACCAUGAUCACGGCUCUCUGUGCGAAUUUAUUUGGGGCCGGGACGGAGACAACGUCAACCACGACAGAGUGGGCGAUGUCGCUCCUGCUGAACCACCCGGCGGCGCUGAAGAAGGCCCAGGCCGAGAUCGACGCGUCCGUCGGGACCUCCCGCCUGGUGUCGGUCGACGACCUGCCCCGCCUCGCCUACCUGCAGUGCAUCGUCAGCGAGACGCUCCGCCUCUACCCGGCGGCGCCGCUGCUGCUGCCGCACGAGUCCUCCGCCGACUGCAAGGUCGGCGGCUACAACGUGCCGGCCGACACAAUGCUGAUCGUGAACGCGUACGCCAUCCACCGGGACCCGGCGGUGUGGGAGCACCCGCUGGUGUUCAAGCCCGAGAGGUUCGAGGACGGCAAGGCUGAGGGGCUGUUCAUGAUACCGUUCGGGAUGGGACGGCGCAGGUGCCCCGGGGAGACGCUGGCGCUGCGGACGAUCGGAAUGGUCCUGGCAACGCUGGUGCAGUGCUUCGACUGGGAACCGGUGGACGACGUGAAGGUGGACAUGACGGAGGGGGGAGGAUUCACCAUCCCAAAGGCCGUGUCGUUGGAGGCCGUGUGCAGGCCGCGCGCGGUCAUGCGCGACGUGCUUCACAACCUCUAAUCAUCUACCUUGCAUCUUGGACUUGUAACUUCGUGCUCGGUAGCAUUGUAUAAGGGUUGAUAGCUUGUUGCGCUGUUAGUAAAUAUAAAUAAAUAAACUUCCCAUA
Molecule: messenger RNA, 1731 nt
Organism: Lolium perenne
Lineage: Eukaryota; Viridiplantae; Streptophyta; Magnoliopsida; Poales; Poaceae
Product: cytochrome P450 81Q32
Molecular function (GO): iron ion binding; oxidoreductase activity, acting on paired donors, with incorporation or reduction of molecular oxygen; heme binding
Source: RefSeq, a predicted model, not a curated record